CCAGUAUGAUCUCCUGUUAACCUUCUUGUUCAACCAGCAGCAGCAUCAUCUGGAUCACACAUCACUCUUAAACAGUCCCUCGCUUCAUCUCCAUAAACUAGCUAUCAUCAUGGCCUCCUUUUUGCUCAUGCUCGCCGCGGCCGCGUCCAUCGUCAAGGGCUGCGAGAUCCCGACCGAGGAGCUCCCCAACACCAUCACUGAGGAGUUCGCCAUCCAGGUCCAGAACCCUGCUUUCCCCGAGAUCCACAACCGUCUCUACAACAUCUGGUCGUCUGGUGGCGGCGACCAGCACCCGUUCCUUUCGCCCGCUGGCAACUCCACCGAUGAGCUGACUCUUGUCGACGGCGUCAUCACCAUGGCCACCGUCGUCCCGACCAUCCGUGCCGUCAUCAACGGCGAGUACACCGAGACCGACAACACCACCAAGCUGUUCAUGACGGAGCGCGGAGACCCCCGUGCCAUCUUCCACCCCAUCUACAGCUGCAACCCCGACACGGAUGAGCUGCAGACCGAGCUCGCGUUCGUGGCCCGAGCCCUCGAGGGUGAGGCACCUGGCGGCCACAUCUGCGUGCGCUCCGCCUCGGGCGAGAGGCAUGAGUUCCGCUGGUCACCGGCUGGAAACCCCGCCGAGGACCCUGAGCGCCCCUGCAUGCCCGUGAACCUGGUUGUCUACCGCUCUUAAGGGCUUAAUGACCUAAGUCGAUUGGUGGGUCAAGUAUAUACUGCCGAGAAAGGAGGGGAAGGCUAGAUGCCAUAAGUUUGUCAGAUGCGCUGCAAACUUUUUAGGAGUUUUGUAGAUAAAUAAGAUGGAUAUAGCAAUAGGCGUAUGUCUUCUUGAAUAGCAGGGUACCUGUGCUCCAUACA
Molecule: messenger RNA, 864 nt
Organism: Pyricularia grisea
Lineage: Eukaryota; Fungi; Ascomycota; Sordariomycetes; Magnaporthales; Pyriculariaceae
Exons: 3
Coding region: 110-682 (190 amino acids)
Source: RefSeq, a predicted model, not a curated record